Colossoma macropomum (tambaqui) is the source of this 3455-nucleotide messenger RNA. It is a transcript of the gene tmtc2b, whose product is annotated as transmembrane O-mannosyltransferase targeting cadherins 2b. The transcript is spliced from 12 exons. Gene Ontology annotation, cellular component: endoplasmic reticulum membrane. Gene Ontology annotation, biological process: protein O-linked glycosylation via mannose. Gene Ontology annotation, molecular function: protein binding; mannosyltransferase activity. Bases 317 to 2836 code for a protein of 839 amino acids. Lineage: Eukaryota; Metazoa; Chordata; Actinopteri; Characiformes; Serrasalmidae. The record is from RefSeq and is a predicted model, not a curated record.
GUUUAUUCCGCGUCCACCAUGCAGCAGCCAAACAGUCCCGGUGGAAGGCCGAGCAAACGCAGGCUGUCUCACCGCACCUCCUGUCCCUACCACCGGCUCUCGCUGUGGAUCAAGACCGCUCUCUCCGCGCUCAGUAUGGGUUAAAGGGCCGCGGCACUGACGGACUCUGCGCUCGAGGAUGGGGACUCGGAUUUUUUCUGCUUUUGGCAAGAGACGUCCUGACGAAGACGGAGAGAGCAAAUAGAGAGAGGGUUCAAAAUCACCCGCUUUCUUUCGUUUUCCUUUCCUCCGUUUGCUCUCUAUCUCUUUGUGAGAGAUGAUUGCAGAUCUGGUGUGCAGCGCCGUGGCUCUGGUCCUGUACGUGAACACGCUGGGCGCCGAUUUCUGCUACGAUGACAGCCGUGCCAUCAAAACCAACCAGGACCUGCUCCCCGAGACCCCCUGGAUCAACGUCUUCUAUGAUGACUUCUGGGGCACACUGCUCACCCACAGUGGCAGCCACAAGUCUUACCGGCCGCUCUGCACUCUCUCCUUCCGCCUCAACUAUGCUCUGGGCGGCAUGGAGCCAUGGGGCUAUCACCUGGUGAACGUUGGGCUGCACUGCAUCGUGACGGCGCUUUUCUCUAGCCUGGCAGGCCUGAUGCUGGGCCGGGGCUGCUGGAGGCUGCUGGCUGGCCUGCUCUUCGCCUCCCACCCUGUCCACACGGAGGCAGUGGCAGGGAUUGUGGGUAGGGCAGAUGUGGGGGCUGCGCUUUUCUUCCUGCUGGCACUGCACUGCUACAUAGGCCACUGCACCCUGCGGGCUGAGGGGGCCCAUGGCCAGUCCUGGGCAUGGUUCCUGGGCAGUCUAGCAUGCUCUGCCUGCAGCAUGCUGUGGAAGGAGCAGGGCGUCACGGUGCUGGCUGUGGCGGCUGUGUACGACGUGUUUGUCUUCCACAGGAUGAGUCUUAGGCAGCUGCCAGGAAUCUUCUAUAAGAAAAAGAACUUGCGCCUGCUGCUAAGUGUGUUUCUGCUGGGAUCCUGGGGGGUCUUCCUGCUGGCCUGCCGCCUCUACUGGAUGGGCAACAAACCUCCAAACUUCUCCAACUCUGACAACCCUGCAGCAGACUGCCCCUGUUUCUUGACCAGGGUGCUAACGUUCUUCUUUCUGCCCGCCAUGAAUUUGUGGCUCCUGCUCUGCCCGGACAAGCUGAGCUUUGAUUGGUCCAUGGAUGCAUUGCCUCUUCUGAGGAGCCUCACUGAUUGGAGGAACCUCCACACUGUGGCGUUUUACACUGGACUGCUGGCAUUGGCAUGGUUUGGCCUUUGCAGUCGUCCAAGCAAGGAGAAAGAGACCAAUGGGAAGGCCCAUCAUGUAGCAAAUGGAAAGUCCAGUACGAAUGGACACAGUUAUCACUCUGACUAUGAACACUCCAUUCCAGACUCAAACUCUGUGCAGACAAAUGGGAAUGGUACCAAAAAGCACUAUUUAACCAGGACCUCUUUGCCCACUACUGAGAAUGUAGUGGUCUUCUCAUUAGGCCUGCUGGCCAUCCCUUUCCUCCCUGCCACUAACCUCUUCUUUUAUGUGGGCUUUGUGGUGGCAGAGCGGGUCCUCUACAUCCCCAGCAUGGGCUUCUGCCUGCUAGUGGCAGUUGGGGUGAGAGCCCUGUGGGUCAGACUAAGGAGGAGCUCCUCCAGGACGCUGGUGCUGGCCUGCAGUGGUGCUCUGGUGCUUCUUUUUGGGGUUAAGACAGUUCUGAGGAACCAGGACUGGCACAGUGAGGAGAUGCUGUACAAGUCAGGGAUAACUGUAAACCCUGCUAAAGCCUGGGGAAACCUGGGAAACGUCUUGAAGAACCAGGGGAAGAUGGCGGAGGCUGAGAGAGCCUACAGGAAUGCUCUGUACUACCGGAGGAACAUGGCUGACAUGCUGUAUAAUCUGGGUCUGCUGCUACAGGAGAACAACAAGUUCUCUGAAGCUCUCCACUACUAUAAGCUGGCCAUUGGGAGCAGGCCAACUCUCGCUUCUGCCUACUUGAACACAGGGAUCAUCCUGAUGAACCAGGGCCGUCUGGACGAGGCUAAGCGCACCUUCCUCACCUGUGCAGACAUCCCAGACGAGAACCUGAAAGAUCCUCAUGCACACAAGAGCUCAGUCACCAGCUGCCUCUACAACCUGGGCAAGCUGCUACAUGAACAGGGCCAUCAAGAGGAGGCCCUGUCUGUGUAUAAAGAAGCAAUACAGAAAAUGCCCAGGCAGUUUGCUCCUCAGAGCCUCUACAACAUGAUGGGAGAGGCCUACAUGAGGCUGAACAAGCUGUCGGAGGCCGAGCACUGGUACAGGGAGUCGCUCCGAGCCAAACCAGACCAUAUUCCAGCACACCUUACCUACGGCAAGCUUCUGGCUAUGACGGGUCAAAAAACGGAAGCAGAAAAGUACUUCCUGAAGGCCAUUCAGCUCGAUCCCACUAAAGGAAACUGCUACAUGCAUUAUGGUCAGUUUUUGCUGGAGGAGUCCAGGCUGUUGGAGGCCGCCGAGAUGGCGGAGAAGGCCGCUCAGUUGGACAGUGAGGAGUUUGAUGUGGUCUUCAGUGCAGCUCAUAUGCUCCGACAAGCCAGCCUGAACGAUGCUGCAGAGAAGUACUAUGAGCAAGCAGCUAGCCUGAGACCUAAUUACCCUGCAGCCUUGAUGAACCUUGGAGCCAUCCUUCACCUGAAUGGAAAGCUCCAGGAGGCUGAGGCCAAUUACCUGCGAGCUCUGCAACUCAAACCUGAUGACACCAUCACCCAGUCCAACCUGCGCAAGCUGUGGAACAUCAUGGAGAAGCAGGGCCUGAGGACCAUGGCCCCCUGACUCAAACACACUCUAACUCACUGAUGAGCUUCUGGACAUGGAGCUCACAGUAAGCAGUGCCCUCACCACUGAGGUAGUCCAUAGCUGGACAGGUCGCCAAGAGCUAAUGUCACCAUAGUCACAAUUUGAGACUUUUUACCUCAUGUGUGGAGUCACAUUUGGUACAUUUAAGAACUUUUUUGAGAACUUUAGAACUUCAAGAACUUGCCCUGCGCAAAGGUCUCAACUUGAAGUGGACCAUCGGUACAUACUUGAAGUCUCUUGAUACCUUAGAUAUUAAUUAGUCAAUUGAUGCUUAAUGGUCUUUGCAGGGCAAUAUUUGUCCUGAAAUUAGAAGGAAAUGAAAGUAUCAAGGAAUACCGCAAAGUUGUGUUCUAGAGCUGAAUGGGAGCAUCAGUGAAUUGUUUCAUGAUUAGAUUCAUUGAUCUUUAAGGAAGCCUUCUUGAUUUCUUUACAUAUAGGAAAUCAUGUCCAUUUGAUUCCAUUCACCUAAUGAACAAAAGAAAAAAUUGCCAUCUCUAAAGAUGUGCCAUUUUUUUAUGUCCGAUCAAGUUUUAACAGAGCACAUAAAUUCAUCAGAUGUCAUUUCACACAAUGAUUAAUCACUUUUAAAGUGUUU